CUCUCGGAAUACGCAACGCGUGUUUUCGCAUGCUUGUGCAGUGCUGAAAGUGUGACGUUGAACCGAUUAAUGAAGUCAAGCGGACGUCCAAUUUCUGUCGUCAUGCUGGAAAAGAGCACGGUGACAGUUGUCGCAGACAUAUUCUUCAGCAGAAGACAUACGUCCGAAGAAACCAUCCAUUGCUGCUGCUCCAGAGCCUUCGUGCAGUCAUGACCGAGAGCUAUAUCGCUCAGAUAAUAGACUUCUUUCGUUGGACCAGGCAGACGCCGCCACCCAAGGAGCGGGAAAUGAAGAAGAGGAAGAGGACUUUCUGGAUGAAGAGGCUCAGCUGAUGGCGAGCAUGGGUCUGCCUCUUGCGUUUGCCAGCUCUUCCGGCCGCCGUAAAAAGGAGAAGACAGUUACACAGCAGACGGAAUCGCUUGAGGAACAUUUACAGUUGACCAACAAAGUUUGCACAGACCUCAGCGAUCCUCUGGGGGAAGGACUGAAGACAGAGACACGGGCUGACGAGUUAGAGACCCCACCUGCCCACGAUGCUGGCUGGGAGACAUACUGGGCUCAACAAGCUGAAGCGCUUCUGUGGAACAGCUGGGUGGAGAAGCAUCGUGAUGAGUUGCUGUCUGCGGAAGAUUCCAAAGGUGUGACUGCGCCAUGGGACGACCCCAACACAAAGGCUGCCUGGGAUCAACACACUGCAGACACGUACUAUUACUAUUGGGAGCAUUACUCAUACUGGGCAGCACAGGGCUGGACCACUGACUCGUCUUGUGAGAAGAACACUCAGGAAGAAGAAACAGCAGCUGAAGGGAUGGAUGGAGGCAGAGGGAAGCACUCAGAGGAAUGGUUGGAUGAAAAGACUGGUGCUGUUGAAGUUUUAAAUGACCUCCUUCAACAGAAGUGCACUUUAGAGGCAGGUGCGAUCUCGCCUGACUCUGACACAACCACGCAGUGUUCCGACGUGGUCAAUAUUGCAGAGCAACAAGCGGGAGACCUGUGUAAUUCUGAGCCCUCUGAUGGGGGAAGUCAUGGCAAGAAACCAGAUGUUUCCUCACGGCAGGACAGAACGCAACACGCAGAUUCCCAACAGGCUGGUGGCAGCCUUGGCAUACGUUUGGGUUCUACAAAUUGGGUAUCAAAUGGGGAAGAUGAUGGUGAUGAUGAAAAUCCCUCGAGAGGAGGACCCAGUAAAGUAAAGCGCAGUCAUGAAUUUGAUGCGGAGGAGAACCCGCAUCUAACGUGUGAUGAAGCCUGGAGCAAACUUGGACUCAAGCGCAAUCCAGAGUCUCUAUUCGACAGUGUUUUUAACUUUAAAGACGUUUCGGCUCAGAAGCGGUGGUGCUCUAAGGGUGCCAGCAGCCUGAACAAACACAUCAGAUUCAUUGAGACGGAUGAAGACGGAACACAGCCGCAGCGCAGCACCACCCUCCAAAAAGUCCAAAACUUCCUUGAGAAGAUUAAGAGUGAGGCGCAUAUGCCUCUAAAUGAGAGAGAAGAGCAUGAACGAGGACGCACGCACUCUGAGGAGAAGCUUCCCACUUUAGGUUCAACAGAGAAAAUCGAUUCAUGUAGUGAGAAGUUUGCAUAUGGAAGCAGUAGCUCCAUGGAUGAGGAGAGUCCUGCUAUGCUGGACACCGAGAAGAAAAUCUCUCAGACCAGUCCGAGGGAGGAGCCCAAUAGGCUUCUUGAAUGUAUGGAAAUCCCACACUUUCUCUUGCCUGACAGGCUUGCAGGCCAUGGUGAGGCAAAGAAGCCAAAGAAGAAGAGUAAGCACUGGAGGAAGCGGCAGGUUCCGGCAAACAUGGCAGCAGAACCAGGCCUGGCCAAAUACUGGGCUCAGCGCUACAGACUCUUCUCUCGCUUUGAUGAAGGAAUCAAACUGGACAGAGAGGGCUGGUUUUCUGUGACACCAGAAAAGAUUGCUGAGCACAUCGCCCUCAGAGUUGAGUCCAGCUUUCCCAACACUCAGCUGAUUAUCGAUGCCUUUUGUGGAGUUGGAGGAAACGCAAUCCAGUUUGCACUCACUGGGAAAAGAGUCCUAGCUGUGGAUAUCGACCCGGUACGUUUGGACUUGGCGCGCCACAAUGCUGCUGUUUAUGGCGUUGCACAUCAAAUGGAGUUCCUGCUCGGGGACUUCCUUCAGCUGGCGCCUCGUCUCUGUGGUGACGUUGUCUUCUUGUCACCCCCUUGGGGAGGACCAGAUUACGUGACUGCUGAGGUGUUUGACAUUAAAACCAUGAUGGACCCAGAUGGAGUUCAGAUUUUCCAUCUGGCCAAACAAAUAUCAGAUAACAUUGUGUACUUCCUGCCUCGCAACACGGACAUGGAUCAGAUUGCCUCCUUGGCAGGCCCAGGAGGAAAAGUGGAGGUGGAGCAGAAUUUUCUCAACAACAAACUGAAGACCGUAACUGCUUACUUUGGCAGUUUGAUCAAGGCAGACACCGAAUAGCUGCAGUAAAUGCACAACCCACUAAAUGAUUAGGAUUUGUGGUUCUCCAUUGGAACCCGAUUCAUCAAGUGAUACAUAAAACGGCCACAGUAACUUUGUUUUUUGUUGUUGUAAAUUUUUAAUCUGAAGUCAGUUUAGUGCAAGUAAACAUACAGUAGUUAACUGCAUUUAAUUGUUUGUUUUAUAAAACCUUCCAUUUUGCAAUACA
Messenger RNA from Phycodurus eques (leafy seadragon), 2654 nucleotides. RefSeq names its product trimethylguanosine synthase 1 (gene tgs1). The record is from RefSeq and is a predicted model, not a curated record. The transcript has 15 exons. NCBI's taxonomy places the organism in Eukaryota, Metazoa, Chordata, Actinopteri, Syngnathiformes, Syngnathidae. Gene Ontology annotation, cellular component: nucleus. Bases 332 to 2446 code for a protein of 704 amino acids. Gene Ontology annotation, molecular function: RNA cap trimethylguanosine synthase activity. Gene Ontology annotation, biological process: 7-methylguanosine RNA capping; 7-methylguanosine cap hypermethylation.